Messenger RNA from Miscanthus lutarioriparius, 1506 nucleotides. The record is from the annotation of a GenBank genome assembly. Lineage: Eukaryota; Viridiplantae; Streptophyta; Magnoliopsida; Poales; Poaceae.
AUGGCGAGGCAGGAGCAGGAGCGGCAGCGGCAGCGGCAGCUGCAGGUGCUGACCACGCUCGACGCCGCCAAGACGCAGUGGUACCACUUCACGGCGAUCGUCGUGGCGGGCAUGGGCUUCUUCACCGACGCCUACGACCUCUUCUGCAUCUCGCUCGUCACCAAGCUGCUCGGCCGCGUCUACUACACCGACCCCACCAAGCCGGACCCGGGCACGCUGCCGCCCAACGUCGCGGCCGCGGUGAACGGCGUCGCGCUCUGCGGGACGCUCGCGGGGCAGCUCUUCUUCGGCUGGCUCGGCGACAGGCUCGGCCGGAAGAGCGUCUACGGCAUGACGCUGCUGCUCAUGGUGGUCUGCUCCCUCGCCUCGGGGCUUUCGUUCGGGAGCACGCCCGCCGGCGUCAUGACCACGCUCUGCUUCUUCCGCUUCUGGCUCGGCUUCGGCAUCGGCGGCGACUACCCGCUCAGCGCCACCAUCAUGUCCGAGUACGCCAACAAGAAGACCCGCAGCGGGUUCAUCGCCGCCGUCUUCGCCAUGCAGGGCUUUGGCAUCCUCGCCGGCGGCAUCGUCACGCUUGCGCUCUCCGCGGUGUUUCGCAGGGCGUUCCCGGCGCCGGCGUACCAGGUCGACGCCGUGGCGUCCACCGUGCCGCAGGCCGACUACGUGUGGCGCACCAUCCUCAUGCUCGGCGCGGCGCCCGCGGUGCUGACGUACUACUGGCGGACCAAGAUGCCCGAGACGGCGCGCUACACCGCGCUGGUCGCCGGGAACGCCAAGCAGGCCGCCUCCGAUAUCGACUACGGCCUCUUCUCGUCGCGGUUCGCGCGGCGCCGCGGCUCGCACCUCCUCGGCACGGCCGUCACGUGGUUCCUGGUGGACAUCGCCUACUACAGCCAGAGCCUGUUCCAGAAGGACAUCUUCGCCAGCAUCCACUGGAUCCCCAAGGCGCGCACCAUGAGCGCGAUCGAGGAGGUGUUCCGCAUCUCCCGCGCGCAGACGCUCAUCGCGCUCUGCGGCACCGUGCCGGGCCACUGGUUCACCGUCUUCCUCAUCGACGUCCUCGGCCGCUUCGCCAUCCAGCUCCAGGGCUUCGCCAUGAUGACCGUCUUCAUGCUCGGCCUCGCCAUCCCGUACCACCACUGGACCACGCCAGGCAACCACAUCGGCUUUCGCCGUCAUAUCUUCCCGGCGCGGCUCCGGUCCACCUGCCAUGGCAUCUCCGCCGCCGACUGCAAGGCUGGAGCCAUCAUAGGAGCCUUCGGCUUCCUCUACGCGGCGCAGUCUCAGGACAAGGCGCACGUGGACGCCGGGUAUAAUCCUGGGAUCGGCGUGCGUAACGCGCUGUUCGUGCUCGACGCGUGCAACUUGUUGGGGUUCUUGUUGACCUUCCUGGUGCCGGAAUCGAAAGGGAAGUCGCUCGAGGAGAUGUCCGGAGAGGUCGACGGUGACCAAACCUCCGGCAACGGCGCCAAUGCCGUGCAGCCUUCCGGAGUUGAGAGAGUGUAA